AACUUGACGUAUAAUGUAGAAGAGAUUUGUUUGUUUGUUUGACGUUGCUAAAUAUUGAAUUAUUAAUAGUUUUACAUUACUUAAAUACUUUAAAUGGUAUUCAUUUCGCAAAAUAACUUAAAGUUUAUAAUAAUAUUUUUUAUAGUUAGACUAGUAGAUUAUUCUACCAUCGGUGUAAAGUUUUAAGGUUAUAAUUUUGUUUUGCAAGAUUCGCUAACAAAAAUCAUGGUUUGUGAGAAAUGUGAGAAGAAACUUGGCCGCGUGAUUACUCCAGACCCUUGGAAAACUGGAGCCAGGAAUACUGUGGAGUCCGGAGGCAGAAAAGUUGGUGAAAAUAAGGCACUCACAGCGAAAAAGGGACGAUUUAACCCAUACACUAGCAAAUUUCAAGAAUGCAGAAUAUGCAGAACAAAGGUCCACCAAGUUGGCUCCCACUACUGCCAAGCGUGUGCCUACAAAAAGGGCAUAUGUGCCAUGUGCGGAAAAAAGAUAUUAGACACUAAGAACUACCGACAGAGUUCCACUUAACAUAAGAUACUAUACAAACUAUUUAUAAGACGUUUUAUGCAUUGCCAGAAUGCUAAAUUAGGAUAAAUUAGGUUUAAACUGCAUGAAGCAAUAAUAGCAAUAUUGAUGCCUGUUUUAAUGUGUAAUCAUUUUAUACCAUUACAAUAUCUGCAUAAAAAUAUGACUGUAGUGCGACAUACACUUUACAAGUAUAGUUUAGUGUACUGAUAGUCGUACUCUGAGGUAUAGCUACACUUAAUAUAGACUGCAGAGUAAAACAAAAUAUUUUACAGAUAUUUUUUAUUGGACUUAUUGAAGCUAGUUGUCGCUAAGCAUUUUAUUCAUGGUAUUUGUAGCUAUUUAAUAUUUUGCACCAAAACUAUGUUAUACCUAUGUAUUCAUAAUUAGUAUGAAAUCACAUAAAUGAUAAACAGUAAUAUGUAUUUUAGUCGGUGAGAAUUUAGGAUAAUCCGCAGAACAUUUACUUGUAACAUAAUUUAUUAAUAUUGAGUUGCACGUUUUACCGUAAUGAUAACCAAAUCAUUUGCAGUUGUCAAAUCACCAAAUUGAACAGUGGGCGGCAAGUAUAAGGCUGGUUAUGGUUUGGUUAUCAUUAAAGUUAAAUGGUGCAACUCACCAUAAGUAACUAGAACUACUAGAACACAAUAUAUUCUAAAUAGUGGCCUGUAUUAAAACAAACUUUGUUGCCUGUAUACCAUAGCAAUAGGUUGUUUACCAUAGUGUGAAAGUUCAAAUUAACAGCAAUUUGUUCUUAUGCAAUAAAUAAUAAUUAUAGUUUUUAUAAUGAGGAUGUACAAGUCAAUACAGUUUACAAUAAAUACCACAUUUUAAAAUUA
Molecule: messenger RNA, 1364 nt
Organism: Helicoverpa armigera (cotton bollworm)
Lineage: Eukaryota; Metazoa; Arthropoda; Insecta; Lepidoptera; Noctuidae
Product: cysteine-rich PDZ-binding protein
Exons: 2
Coding region: 226-528 (100 amino acids)
Biological process (GO): cytoplasmic microtubule organization
Cellular component (GO): dendrite
Molecular function (GO): PDZ domain binding; microtubule binding
Source: RefSeq, a predicted model, not a curated record